AUGAGGAAACUUUUGCUCCAGAUCCUACAGAACUCCACAGCUAUGCCCUUCACGAGGUGGGGCAACACAUACAAAUGUUUCUUCUGCCAGAAAAACUUUCAGAAGGCCAGCGAUUUAAAAAAUCACACCACCACUCAUGUAGACCUCGAGCAGAAAUUCAGAACUGUGAAUCGAUGUGGAGAUGGUCUGAGAAGCUUUAUCAAACUAGAUGUUACUCAGUUAAAAUGUAACACAUGCGACAGCGAAUUUAACUCGUUAAGAAACUUCUUAACUCAUUUGACUGAAGUCCACAACGAAAAACUGGAUAUGGAACCUUUAAAGUAUAUAGACAGCUACAAAUUAACAGACGGUGAAAUGAAAUGUCUAAUUUGCGACGAGAAUUUUCAAUAUUUCAAUCAGCUACUCCUGCAUACGUUGAGAAUGCACAAAGUGAGGCAGUUUAUAUGCGAAAUCUGCGGCGUCAACUACGCUACCAAAAAAAGUUUAUCUAAACAUUACCAAAGCGCUCACGAAACUAAUCAGAAAACAUACACCUGCAACCAAUGCGGCAAGAACUUCGCGACUCUGCACAAACGUGUUAAUCACGAGAAGCGAAUACACGAUAUGAAAGCUAGCACAUGUGAUAUUUGUAACCAAAUCUUAGGCAGCGCGUUUAAAAAGGCAACCCACAUGGCCAACGUCCACAAUGUUAGACAGUCCGAAUUUAAAUGCGACAAUUGUCCUAAAGUUUUCCUGCUUGCAAGUCAGCUACAUAUUCACAAUAGGAGGAUGCACAUGAAAGAAAGAACCAAAGUUUGCGACGUGUGCGGUGACAAAUUCUUUGAUGAUCAUCAUUUGAAGUUGCACAAGGUUAAACACAGCGACGCAAAGCCUUACGAGUGCGAUAUCUGCAUGAAGAAGUUCCCUCGAAAAAAGGCCCUAGUGUUACACACGAAGAUACACACGGGAGACAAGACGUGCGUGUGUCAAGUGUGCGGGGAGGCGUUCGUGCAGACCACCAGCUUGAAGCUGCACGUGCGGGUGCAUCACGGGAUUGGGAAGAAACAGUCGAAGUGAUGUGCGUGUAUCAAUUAAAU
This is a messenger RNA of Cydia strobilella, 1076 nucleotides long. Its product is annotated as zinc finger protein 287-like. Gene Ontology annotation, biological process: regulation of transcription by RNA polymerase II. Gene Ontology annotation, molecular function: RNA polymerase II cis-regulatory region sequence-specific DNA binding; DNA-binding transcription factor activity, RNA polymerase II-specific. The record is from RefSeq and is a predicted model, not a curated record. NCBI's taxonomy places the organism in Eukaryota, Metazoa, Arthropoda, Insecta, Lepidoptera, Tortricidae. Gene Ontology annotation, cellular component: nucleus. The coding region runs from base 1 to 1056 and encodes 351 amino acids. The transcript has a single exon.